AUGUCGACAAUUAAUGUGACAAAUCCGUUGAUAUAUUGGACGCAUCAGUAUUGGGUGGACGAGACGGACCACCGUAUUAUAGACUACCCCCUCAUAAAUGCCGGGCCCACACAAAUGGCUACAAUUAUGCUGUUGUGGCUAUUUUUUGUCACAAAAUGCGGUCCAAAUUGGAUGAAAAAUAGGAAACCUUUUGUAUUAAAGGAAAUAAUGAUUUUAUAUAACUUUUUAUUAGUGGUAAUCAACGCCUACUUUAUAUACGCGUCGCUCCGAUGGCUAAAGUUUGGUCACAAGUCAUGGGAUCCUAAACUGAUCCCAAGAGACCAAUGGUCUGAAUCAUUUGACGGAGAAGUAAAUGAAAAGAUGUUUUAUUUUUACACAAAACUGUUUGAUUUGUUGGACACAGUAUUCUUUGUGUUGAGAAAAAAGACAAAUCAAGUCUCAUUUCUACACCUUUACCACCAUUUUAUGGUUAUUGUCGAAGUGUUUUGUUUGCUUAACUCUACUGUCCAUACAGUCAUGUAUUUGUAUUACUUAUUGUCGGCAUUUGGACCCCAAAUACAGCCCUAUUUAUGGUGGAAGCGAUAUAUCACACGAUUGCAGUUAAUACAGUUCGCUAUACUCAUCGGUUAUAUUUAUCAGAUUACCCUGAACCUCUUAAAUGGUUGGGUGUCAUACAACCCUUUGUAUUCUUUUAUAUGUUCGCCAGAUUUUAUAUAA
This is a messenger RNA of Oppiella nova, 717 nucleotides long. The record is from the annotation of a GenBank genome assembly. Lineage: Eukaryota; Metazoa; Arthropoda; Arachnida; Sarcoptiformes; Oppiidae.